GCUGCUCACCCUCUCUGCUUUUCUGCUGGCCGUCAUCAUCCGAACGUCCAAAAGGCAGUGACCAUGGCGAGCGAGACGGAGCUGCAGAAAGUCAUCGGUGGCCUCCUGACUAUAUUUCGCAAAUACGCGAAAGAGGACGGGAACGCCUGGACUCUGAGCAGAGCUGAGGCAAAGAACCUUUUAGUGAACGAGCUGCCUGGGCUGAUUGAGAAUCCCAACGACUCUGCUGAGGUAAAGAAGGUGGUGGACAAUCUGGAUGAGAACAAGGACAACAAGAUCACCUUCGUGGAGUUCACGGAGUUGGUCAUGAAACUUUCCUUUUAUCGCUUCUUCUGGGGUUCAGUCUGAACCCUGAACGAAGCGGUCUGUGCACCGGCAUGGCCGUGAGAUGCUGAACAACUGAACUGCGCACACUCAGGAUUUGCGGGGAAAAACUAUUCUGGGCAAUAAAUGUUUGCUUUCAGUACCAAACACAAUUCAGAGUAAAUCUGUUUUCAAUAUUUGGGUGUAAGGAUUUUUCAACAUUUGUCCCAUGAUGGUUAUAAUGUCAUUUUUUUUUUUUUUUUUUUGUUUGGCUUGGUUCUGGUUGCUGCUUCUGUCUGCACUUGUCAUGACAGCUGCUUCAAGAAACGAGCGAACGGCCGCGCCCUGGGUGUGACCGGGCGGCAUGUUGUUCCUGAUCUCUGUGACAUCUGAAUAAAGCAGUCUGUCUACCUGGA
Molecule: messenger RNA, 719 nt
Organism: Salarias fasciatus (jewelled blenny)
Lineage: Eukaryota; Metazoa; Chordata; Actinopteri; Blenniiformes; Blenniidae
Product: protein S100-G-like
Exons: 2
Coding region: 64-348 (94 amino acids)
Molecular function (GO): calcium ion binding; transition metal ion binding; calcium-dependent protein binding
Source: RefSeq, a predicted model, not a curated record